Vicia villosa (hairy vetch) is the source of this 1191-nucleotide messenger RNA. RefSeq lists its product as uncharacterized. NCBI's taxonomy places the organism in Eukaryota, Viridiplantae, Streptophyta, Magnoliopsida, Fabales, Fabaceae. The transcript is spliced from 5 exons. The record is from RefSeq and is a predicted model, not a curated record. The coding region runs from base 1 to 1191 and encodes 396 amino acids.
AUGGCUUUUCGUGGCCAUGAUGAAUCCUCUACUUCGCUAAAUAAAGGUAAUUUUAGAGAGAUGGUAGAUUGGGUAAAAUCUCAGAAUGAACAAGUGAGGGAUGCUUUUGAUCGUGGUGGAAAAAAUUGCACAAUGACUUGCGGUGACAUUCAAAAGGAGCUUGCAACGUGUUGUGCACAUGAAGUUACCAAGGUGAUUAUGGAAGAGCUUGGUGAUAGACAAUUCUCCGUGCUUAUUGACGAGUCACGUGAUAUAUCUAUCAAAGAGCAAAUGGCGGUGAUGUUAAGGUUUUUGAACGACAAAGGGAGUGUGGUGGAACGAUUUAUUGUUUUACAUCAUGUUAAAGAUACUACAUCUGAGUCAUUAAAGAGCGCUCUUUAUGGUAUUCCUGAUAAGUACACAUUAUCUAUUUCAAGGAUACGAGGGCAAGGAUAUGACGGAGCUUCAAAUAUGAGAGGUGAAUUUAUGUACAUCACCUUGAUUGUGAAUACAACAAAUGCAUCUUGUAAGAGGAGGGAUGCUUUGAUAGAGGCACAACACCAAGAUAUUUUAAAUAAACUUGAGAGUUGUGAGAUAUCUAGAGGAAGGGGCUUGCACCAAUCAUCUAGCCUCACUAGACCCGGGGAUACUAGAUGGGGUUCACAUCAUACUACAUUGCUUCGUUUGGAUCAAAUGUGGUCCUCCGUGUUAAAGGUGCUUAGUAUGGUUGAUGAAGAUGGACGUGGACCAUCUCAAGCAGCAGUUGACGUUGUCAAAGCUCGGUUGAGCACAAUGAGAGAGAGUGGUUGGAAUAAUUUUUUUACUGAUGUCCAAGGAUUUUGUGUUGCUAAAAGUAUUCCAGUAUCAAAUAUGGAUGACGAAAUACCAGUUCGGGGUCGUUCAAGAGUAGAAGGGAGGACUAUCACUAAUCUUCAUCAUUACCGUGCAGAAAUUUUUUAUGUUGCUAUUGAUAAAAUAUGUGUGGAGAUGGAUCACCGCUUUAGUGAAGGAAGUAACAUGAUACUUGAUUGCUUCUCAUGUCUUGACCCGAAGAACUCUUUCUCCAAGUUUGAUGUUUAUAAACUUGCUCGUCUUGCUUCAACUUUGAUAUUGCCGGUGUCGACAGCAUCUGUUGAAAGAGCUUUUUCAACAAUGAAGAUUACCAAGUCUAAAUUGCGCAAUAAGAUCAACAUGUAUGGUUCAAUGACUUGA